This is a messenger RNA of Rangifer tarandus platyrhynchus (Svalbard reindeer), 822 nucleotides long. The record is from the annotation of a GenBank genome assembly. Lineage: Eukaryota; Metazoa; Chordata; Mammalia; Artiodactyla; Cervidae.
AUGGAUCCGGGGCCCGGGGCCAACGGGAUGCCGUUGGCUGGCUUAGCCUGGUCGUCGGCCACGGCGCCCCCGCCGCGGGGAUUCAGUGCGAUCUCCUGCACUGUGGAGGGGGCGCCCGCCAGCUUCGGCAAGACAUUCGCCCAGAAAUCUGGCUACUUCCUGUGCCUCAAUCCUUUGGGCAGCCUAGAGAAUCCACAGGAGAACGUGGUGGUCGACAUCCAGAUCCUAGUGGACAAGAGCCCCCUCCCGCCGGGAUUCUCACCAGUCUGCGACCCCCUGGACUCGAAGGCCUCCGUGUCCAAGAAGAAACGCAUGUGUGUGAAGCUGGUGCCCUUGGGGGCCGCGGACACAGCUGUCUUUGACAUCCGACUGAGUGGGAAGACCAAGACAGUCCCUGGGUACCUGCGAGUAGGGGACAUGGGGGGCUUUGCCAUUUGGUGCAGGAAGGCCAAGGCCCCUCGGCCAGUGCCCAAGCCCCGAGCUCUUAGCCGAGAUGUGAGGGACCUCUCCCUGGACUCGCCUGGCCAGCCGAGCAAGGGUGGCUUCCCGGAGCGGACACUAUCCAGACUGGGCUCUCGGGCUUCCACCCUGCGGAGGAGCGACUCCAUCUACGAGGCCUCCAACCUCUAUGGCAUCUCAGCCAUGGAUGGGGUUCCCUUCACGCUGCACCCCCGAUUCGAGGGCAAGAGCUGUGGUCCCCUGGCCUUCUCUGCCUUUGCUGAUCUGACCAUCAAAUCGCUGGCGGACAUUGAGGCAGAGUACAACUAUGGCUUUGUGGUGGAGAAGACGGCAGCUGCCCGCCUGCCUCCAAGCGUCUCUUAG